Pseudophryne corroboree (corroboree frog) is the source of this 3385-nucleotide messenger RNA. It is a transcript of the gene MAPK8IP1, whose product is annotated as mitogen-activated protein kinase 8 interacting protein 1. NCBI's taxonomy places the organism in Eukaryota, Metazoa, Chordata, Amphibia, Anura, Myobatrachidae. The coding region runs from base 61 to 2121 and encodes 686 amino acids. The transcript has 12 exons. Gene Ontology annotation, molecular function: MAP kinase scaffold activity; JUN kinase binding. Gene Ontology annotation, biological process: JNK cascade; regulation of JNK cascade. The record is from RefSeq and is a predicted model, not a curated record. Gene Ontology annotation, cellular component: cytoplasm.
CUCCCCCUCUGCUCACCCUCCCUCCCUCUCCCAGCCAGGGCUGUGCAUCUCAGAGACGGAAUGGCGGAGAGAGAAAAGGCAUCCACAACCCCAGCUGGCUCCUCUCCCUUCCUGGGGCUGCACCUGGCUUCCCCCCCACGCUUCAGGCUCACACACGAUAUAACAUUGGAAGAAUUUGAAGAUGAAGAUUUGUCAGAAAUCACAGAGAUCAAAGAUGAAUGUGGGAUCAGUUUACACUGUAAUGAGAGUCGGCACUGCAAAAGCCGCCUGCGUACUGAGCCUGGUCCUGCCCCAGGAGGGGGGGGAGCUGCCAGUCGGAUCCAGGCGGAGAUGCUGCAGCUGGACCUGAUCGAUGCUGGACAAAUCCCUGAAGAGGAGACUUUGGCAACUGUGGGCCCCCGGCCACUUCUUCCAGCAACUAUGGACACCUACAGACCCAAAAGGCCUACAACCCUCAACCUGUUCCCACAGGCGCCUCGCACACAGGAUACUCUGAAUAACAACUCUCUGGGGAAGAAAUACAGCUGGCAGGAGAGGGUGUCUCGCUCCUCCUCUCCACUUAAGACAGGGGAGACGACCCCGUCCACUGAACAUGUGUGUUUGAGCGAUGAGGGGAACCCACCAGCUGUCACGAAGGAUCGCGGGACCUCCACAGAUACCCCCUGCCGGCGCCACAAUUCCACCCAGAGUUCCAAUGACCCCUCCGGACGCUCCUCCAACCGCUCCUGCUUAGACCCUCAUAGAGACCGCAUCCGCUACCAGACGGAUGUGCGGCUGGAGCCCACAGAAGAAAUAUUCCUGACUCCUGUUCAGCGAUGCUCGGACCCUCCAGAGCCAGAAAGACCAUUAAUAUCACAGGCCGGACCCUGCCGCAUGUCGGUCAGCUCAGAUGCAGACAUUAACGUCCGUCCCACCAAUGAAGGCAGACAGCAACUUUCCAUCAGCGAGGAGGAGGAGGAGGAGGAGGAAGAAGGGGAAGAUGGGGUUGGAUAUCUUGGUUGCCCUGGUAGAGCUACCGGUCAUCGUGGACUGCAGAGGUCAUCUGUCAGCUCGGACACUAGUGGUUUAUCUUAUGACUCGGUGAAAUACACAUUAGUGGUGGAUGAUAACGUGCAGCUACAGCUGAUCAGCCUGCGGCAGUGUUACUCAGGGUAUAGCGAUGACAGUGACAGUGGCACCGUGUAUGACAACUGUGUUUCCUCACCCUAUGAGUCCGCCAUUGGGGAGGAGUAUGAGGAAGAAGAGGAGGAACAGGUGGGGGCAGCCGGAAGGGAAGCGAAAAGAGUCCGGAGGUCUAGGUGCCUAUCGGACACCUCUUCUGCAGACGGCGAUGUCUCCUACUCUAAAAAGUUCCUCAAUGUCUUCAUGAAUGGACGGUCACGCUGUACGAGUGAGUUUACGAGUGCAGAUUCCUUUGGUUUAUUUUCAUGCCUGAUAAAUGGGGAGGAACGAGAACAGACGCAUCGAGCCGUGUUCAGAUUCAUUCCUCGUCACCCUGGGGAACUAGAACUGGAAGUAGAGGAUCCGCUGUUCGUGGAGGUUCAAGCCGAGGAUUUCUGGUAUGAGGCUUAUAACAUGAGAACUGGGGAUCGUGGUAUCUUCCCUGCUUACUAUGCAGUCCAGGUGAUUAAAGAACCGGAUCACCUGGCAGAGACCCGAGCCUCCGAUUGGGUGGAUCAGUUUUGGGUGAAGUUUCUGGGCUCAGUGCAGGUUCCGUAUCACAAGGGUACAGACGUUCUCUGCACUGCCAUGCAAAAGAUUGCUAUGUCUCGUCGCCUUACAGUGCUGUCAAACCCUCCAUCUAGCUGUGUGCUGGAGAUCAGCCUGCGGGGAUUAAAGAUAGCAGUUCAUGGGGAAGACCCUCAAGAUCACUGCCAGGUGAACACAUUCAGCCAUUUCUUCCAGUUAAAGAACGUAUCCUUCUGCGGCUACCACCCUAAGAACAGCAAAUAUUUUGGCUUCAUCACUAAACACCCUUCAGACCAUCGGUUUGCAUGUCACGUAUUUGUCUCUGAAGAAUCCACCAAACCCCUGGCAGAGUCUGUCGGGAGAGCCUUCCAGCAGUUUUACAAAGAGUUUGUGGAGUACACGUGUCCCACAGAGGAUAUAUACCUGGAGUAGCCAUGGAUUUCUAACACUGAAACCUGUUCUGUGCAUGGACUAAGUGCUCACAUAGGAGCAGGAAGCUUCCGGACUGGUGGAAGAGUGAGGGGAUAGAGGCUUGCACUCCUCCGCCCUGCAGGACUGGUGAACUUGGGUGUGUGAAAGUCAGCCAGGGCGAUCAGUUCCUGUUCUAUCUUAUAACUCUCCCCGAUAACCUUCUCCGUAUUGGGCUCUGCCCCCAACCCCACUGUGCAUAUUCAAGCAGCUAGGGUGCCAGCGGACAGCUGCACCCCCCCCCCCCCCCCCCUACACUGCAAAAGGAAGGUGCUAGGAUGAGCAAAUGUGGCAGGCCGGACUAGACUACUCAGUGAGCGAGGGGGGGGAUGUGGACACACACACACUGCCUCUGCAUGCUGGCAUCUCUGUGUACUGAGACAUUGUGUAUCAUCAAAGUAUUUAUAUCAAGUAAGGGCUAGUGAAUGAUUGUGCGUGCAUUAUACUAGUGUAUAUUAGUGACAGAACGGGUGUCACAGGGUAACAUGCGGAGAGAGAGGAAGACGCGGCAUCUCAAAUAAGCAAUGGGCGCGGUGUCAUGUGUGACAUAAGCAGUGUGCACGAACGGAUAGGCCUUAGGAGGUUUAUACGCAGGAUAUAUGCAAGUACUGAGGACUAUAGUGACGAGGGAGUAAUAUUGUAAGUGCGCUUCAAAAUGGACUAAGGAUUCGCGGAUGGAGAACGUGCUGCGUGCUUUGGUUUCCAUCACUGUCAGCGACCUGAUGAAGGCCUCUAAACCUAGAAUCCAUGUUGCUUUAUUUUACAGAACCAGUGCGAAGUCUAACACAUAUAAAACAUCUGAAAGAUUAGUAGGAUUUGAAGAAAAGGUGUCCAUCUUUGGGGAAGCAUUUGUUCCUUUGCACACCAGAUUUCCUGUCAGUCACAGACAUAUCACGUGCGGCCCACGCCUGUAUCGAUGAGUCAUUCGGACAAUGCCACCUAUCAGUGCACUCGGAACAUAAAGUGCCUCAGUGACAUUAAACGUUCUUAGUGGGUUACUGAUACAGCGCAUUCUCCUACAUACUGAUACUACCCAGCCUGUGCCUCAGACGCAUUUAGGUGACAGGCCCACCUCAGAAAGACAGUGUAGUCACAUAUAGGAGGCUGAAACAUCUGAUAAAAGGGUGUGUUAAAGGUGCAGUGUUUGCACUUGAGGGGAGACCCUGUGGGUUGGGGGCAGAGGGCAGCUUGUGGCUCCUCAAUAAACAGCCUGAGAUUUACUUACCAA